Nezara viridula (southern green stink bug) is the source of this 273-nucleotide messenger RNA. The record is from the annotation of a GenBank genome assembly. NCBI's taxonomy places the organism in Eukaryota, Metazoa, Arthropoda, Insecta, Hemiptera, Pentatomidae.
AUGUCAACAGUCCGACCAUAUGACGAUAUUGGGUCAUUUCAUAAAUAUAUAUAUAUAUAUAUAUAUAUAUAUAUAUAUAUAUCAUAUGACAAGCUAAAUAAUGUUCGUGGGGUGGACAGUAACUAUAGAAAUCAAUAUAAGAAGAGAUGGUUACAUGGAAUACAGAACAGAAAAUUAAAAAAAAAUAUCGUACUCUGUGCUACGUGUCAAAGACUUUCAAUUUCUCCUAUGACCAACAGUCAAAUUGGUGCCUUUGACUUGAGGUAUGGGUAA